GGGAACGGAUAUUAUUCUGAACUUGGAGUCCAGCAGCGUCUGCUCCAGUCAGUGACAGUGUGUUUCCGUGCAGCGAGCAGAUCCACAGCCUGACAGAUGCAGCAGCAGAACGACGACAUGGAGGGGUCCAUGGAGUCCCCGAACCUGGAGUUUGAAUAUGGGGACACGGAUGGCUUCACUGCAGAACUCUCAGAGCUGUACAGCUACACAGAGGAGCCAGAGUUCAGUCUAAACAGGGAUUACUUUGAGGAAGACUUCAAGAAUCAUGUGAAGGGCCGGAGGUGGAUGGAGUUGAGUAUGGAGGAGCAGAGGGCAUAUGUCAUGAGACUGCUGGAUGCUCUGGAGGUCACCGAUCGAGACAAGAGGCUCAAAGUAGCCCGAGCUAUCCUCUAUUUGGCACAAGGUGUGUUUGAUGAGUGUGACACAGAAACAGACGUCCUCUACUGGUCGCGACACAACGUCUUCCUCCUCUACGACAUGGGCAUCUUCACGGCUCUGCUGGAGCUCCUCAGCAUGGAGAUAGAUAAUAACCAGGCCUGCAGCAGUGCAGUGAGAAAACCAGCCAUUUCUCUGGCAGACAGCACUGAACUCAGGGUUCUUCUGAGCAUCAUGUAUCUGAUGGUUGAGACCAUUCGUGUGGAAAUGGAGGGUGACAGUCCUGAGAGGAAGGCAGCCAGAGAGGCCUUCAAAACAGAGUUGGGUUCACCCCUUUAUAACGGAGAGCCCUUUGCGCUUCUCCUCUUCACCAUGGUAACCAAGUUCUGCAGCAUGAAUGCGCCCCAUUUCCCCAUGAAGAAAGUGCUGCUCUUACUGUGGAAGACCAUACUGUUCACUCUGGGAGGUUUCGAGGAGCUGCUGGAGAUGAAGGUGAGAAUGAGAGAUCAUUUGAACCUGCCACCGCUCCCUGAAGACAGCAUCAAGGUGGUGCGAAACAUGCGGGCCGCCUCUCCUCCAGCCUCGGCCAUGGAGCUCAUCGAGCAACAGCAACAGCAGAAGAGAGGACGCAGGAGCCGUCGGAGUACCUUUGUUGAUAGCUUGGAAGGAGACAGUCCAUAUGCCAAGAAACAGCCCCUGGUCAAGCAGGACAGCCUAGACACUUACAACGAACGGGACCCUUUCAAAAACGAUGAUGCGCGGGAUGAUGAAGAUGACCCAGAGGAUGUGGACAGUGGCAUCGAGGGAGAGGUCGACCCUCUCGACAGAGAUGUUAUUAUUCAACCACCACCACCACUUCAGCCGCCAACGGAGAGAGUGUCCUUCCCCAAGGGACUGCCAUGGGCUCCCAAAGUCAGGGAGAAAGACAUCGAGCACUUUCUGGAGACCAGCAGAAAUAAAUUUAUCGGCUUUACCUUGGGAAAUGACACUGACACUUUGGUUGGGCUACCCAGGCCCAUACAUGAGAGUGUAAAGACUUUGAAACAGCACAAGUAUGUCUCCAUAGCGGAGGUCCAGAUCAAGAGAGAGGAGGAGCUGCAGCAGUGUCCCAUGACUAUGGGGGAGGAGGAAGUGGAAGAAGCACCUGCAGAGAUUCUAUAUUUGGGAAUGUUGCCUAGUCUCUCUCAGUAUGUAAUUGCUCUAUUGAAGCUCCUUCUGGCUGCAGCUCCCACCUCCAAAGCAAAGACAGACUCUAUCAACAUCCUAGCCGAUGUUCUGCCGGAGGAGAUGCCAAUCACUGUCCUCCAGAGCAUGAAGCUGGGCAUUGAUGUGAACAGACACAAGGAGAUUAUCGUCAAAGCGAUUUCAGCUCUUCUGCUACUGCUGCUCAAACACUUCAAACUCAACCACAUAUACCAGUUUGAAUAUGUGGCUCAGCACCUGGUGUUUGCCAACUGCAUCCCACUCAUCCUCAAAUUCUUCAACCAGAACAUUAUGUCUUACAUCAGUGCCAAAAACAGCAUUUGUGCCCUGGAUUACCCUCAUUGUGUGGUUCAUGAAAUGCCUGAACUCACAGCUGAAAGCCUGGAAGCUGGUGACAGUAAUCAGUUUUGCUGGCGUAAUCUCUUCUCCUGCAUCAAUUUACUGAGGAUCCUAAACAAAAUUACCAAGUGGAAACACUCAAGAACUAUGAUGCUUGUGGUGUUCAAGUCUGCUCCCAUCCUGAAGAGGGCGCUCAAGGUCAAACAGGCCAUGAUGCAGCUCUACGUCCUCAAACUCCUCAAGAUACAGACCAAGUAUCUGGGCCGCCAGUGGAGAAAGAGUAACAUGAAAACCAUGUCUGCCAUCUACCAGAAAGUCAGACAUCGUCUCAAUGACGACUGGGCAUAUGGAAAUGAUAUCGAUGCUCGGCCAUGGGAUUUCCAGGCAGAGGAGUGUGCACUACGCGAGAGCAUCGAGAAAUUCAAUGCUCGUCGUUAUGAUAAGAAUCAGAACAGUGAGUUUACACCAGUAGACAACUGCCUCCAAAGCGUUUUAGGACAGCGAGUCGACUUGCCCGAAGACUUUCAUUACAGCUAUGAGAUGUGGCUGGAAAGAGAGGUUUUCUCCCAACCUAUUCAGUGGGAAGGUCUGCUACAAGCUCAGUGAUCCUGCUGUGAUUAUUAUGGGACUUCUGCUUCUUAUUAAACCGACACAAUUGCUGUGGGAUCACACACAUACUCAAAGCACAGAGGGUCUGCCGUUCUUGUUCUGUAAUGAAUUCUUGUAUGUAGAUAUGAAUAUGGAAUGGUGGUCUUCCUUAUUAUGUGUAAAAGCAUCUGGUUCUUUGGGUAAAAAAAUACAUGCAUAUCUGUAUAUGGAAUGAAAGAAUGAUAUAUCUUCUGUAAUAACUGAAGCACACUUAUGUAUGUAUAAUAACUGCAGAAUACAGUAUUCUAACAUACAUACCAUUCUGAAAUGAUCAAGAUUUAUUUAUAUGGUCACUCACUGUGGAAAUGUUUAAUAUUUAUGUAAAUAUGAACACUUCAUGAGGUUGUGAGGCAGGGUCUUUCUCAAAAAGUGGUUGUGUGGAGCUGAUGUUUCAAAAAAUCUUUUAUUUAUUUUUCCCUGUAGCAUCAUGUGUUAAACAGGAGGGUGUCUAGUUCUGGAGAAAGCUGCGAGUCACCAGUUUUUGUCCCCACGUUGCACUGCAUAUCACACAAAAGAGCCCUGAGCAGCACAAUACACACAUUCAAAGUGUCCUUGGUGACCGUCACGUCACCCACACGAAGCAUGUCGCUCACUAAAUGGUGCUGUUUUUUUACACUUUAUUUUAUCUCCUUGUUAAUUGCAUCCUUCUCUUCUGAAAUUAUAUGGUCUUGCAAAGCACUGUAUGAAAUAGUUGUGCUCUCUCCAUCUAAACAGUGUCAUAUACGGCACCUCACUGUUCACUCGUGCUUGUUUUACAGGGUUUGUCUUGCAAUAUAAUUUCUUAUUUUUUUAUAUUCUCAUGAUUUUGUACUAAAUUAAGGUGCUGUGUAAAUUGAACUACCUAUAUGAUCCAUGCCAAAUACAGCACCAUCACUUUUUAAAAAAAAAUAUGUUUACUGAUUUAUUGUACAGACUGCACUGUAAGUGAAUGUGGAAAAUUUAUGUAGUUGAGUCUUUAAUAAAUUAUAAAGAGAGUUGAUGAGCAUAA
Carassius carassius (crucian carp) is the source of this 3553-nucleotide messenger RNA. RefSeq names its product striatin interacting protein 2 (gene strip2). The record is from RefSeq and is a predicted model, not a curated record. The transcript is spliced from 22 exons. Lineage: Eukaryota; Metazoa; Chordata; Actinopteri; Cypriniformes; Cyprinidae. Gene Ontology annotation, cellular component: cytosol. The coding region runs from base 97 to 2523 and encodes 808 amino acids. Gene Ontology annotation, biological process: cytoskeleton organization.